UAUGUCACAAUAUAAUUAUUGUUUAAUUACAUUAAAUAUAACAAUUGAUAAUCAAGUUUUUGUAUCAAAAAACUACAUUGAGUAUUGAAAUUAAUUUGAAUUUAAUGUUAGAUUUUGAUUUUAAUAUUAAUAAAAAAAUUUGAUUUUAAUGUUAGAUUACUAUUUAAAAAAUGCUUCAAAUAAAAUCUGUAUUAUUUUAUAUUAUAUUUUUUUUAUUUUUAAUGUUGUUUCUUUUAUUCUACAUACUUGGAGUUGUUCGUUAUAUUACGGAUUUUGAAGAAAAUACUUGUGAUAUGACAUAUAUGUUUGAAUAUCCACAAUAUGUGAGAAUCUCCUUAAAUAAUGAAAUAGAAGAACGAUACCCAAGAUAUGGAUUAUAUGCAUAUGGGGAAGGUUUUGUUACUGAAAAACUUAGAAGAAUGUACUUCUCAGGAAUACCUGUACUUUUUAUACCUGGUAAUCUUGGAUCUCAUGAGCAAGUAAGAUCUCUUGCUUCUGUCAGUUUGAGAAAAAGUUUAAAAGAUAGGACUCCAUUUCAUUUUGAUUAUUUUACUGUUUCAAUAGGCAAGGAUUAUUCUGCUUUAUAUGGAGGUGUAUUGAUUGAAGAAACAAUGUAUGUUUCAUAUUGUAUACAAAAAAUAUUAAGUUUAUAUAAAUCUAAAAUAGAUAACAUUGUGCUUAUAGGACAUUCAAUGGGAGGUAUUAUAGCUAAAGGUUCUGUUUUGAUGACUCCAAAUAUAAAUGCUAGUGUUGCAAGCAUUAUUAUUACUUUAGCUACUCCUCAUACACCUACAUUAGCGUUAGAUUAUACUUUUGUUAAUUAUUAUAAAAAUUUAGAAAAACGCUUAAAUGAUAUAAAAGAUGCAGGAAUAAAUGUGAUAUCAAUAGGAGGUGGACCACGAGAUACACUCAUAACAUCAACACAAAUUUUAGAUCCUACAGCAGAUAUUAAUGUUAUUUCUAAUGCUAUACCAGAUGUUUGGAAAUCUGUGGAUCAUCUUAGUAUUUUAUGGUGUAAACAAUUAGUAUUAUCUAUUGUGCAUUCAUUAUUUGAUUCUGUUAAUUAUGCUCAAAAACCACCUAAAAUAUUUUCCACACCUAAUGAAAGAAUGCAAGCAUUAUCAUAUCAUUUUUAUCAUCGUACUUCUGGAAAAAGAUUAUAUUUUUAUAAAGAAAUAAUACAAUUUGAAACUGAUGGUGAAUGGAUAGAGAAUAUUCAAAGGCAUUAUACAUGGACUAAUAAAAACUCAUUUAAGAAAACAUCUUCUAUUUAUCUUAUGAUUAGAUUAAGUGGACAACCUGAUUAUUUAACUAUUGAUACUAAAAAUUUAGAAUCUAAAGAUUGGUUAUUUGCAUGUACAGCAUCUAAUAUACAAGGACAAUCAAGAAUUUGCAAUUGGGGUUGGAACUUGACAAAUAGAACAAGAAUUUUAUCAGAUCCUUUACACCGUAUAAGAAAAACUGUUGAUUUAAAUUUGCAAGAGAUAAAAUAUCCUGGUAUAACACAUAUUAUAAUAAGAAUUACACCAGAUAAUUUAGAAAAAUAUGUUACAAUAAAUGUAGAUUUAUAUUCUUAUGAUACAAGAUUUAUAUUUAUUAAGAAUAAUCUAUCUUUAUUGAAAAAUUUAUUUAUUUUACCUCAAAUAAAAAAAUCUCAUCCUGGACAUAUUAGAUAUUAUGCUAGUUUUGAUAACUUUGUAAACGUUAUUGCUGUUGAACUUAAAGCAUCUGGAUGUAUGGAUCCAAAACAUGCAAUUGUUGAAUUAAUAGAACCAUGGAGUAUUGGAGUUACACAAAUUCAAUUUUUUACAGUUAUAGAUAAUGGACCAAAAAUAAUGAAAAUUCAAACUAAAAAUAAGUAUUCUAAUAUUUCUCCAAAUUUAAGAAUAACUCUAGAUCCUGCAUGUUCAUAUGUAAUUAAUAUUCAAAAAGGUGGAAUUAUAGAUCAAAUAUCUUGUAUUGUAAGAGAUCGCUGGUAUUUAUUGUAUACAACAAUUAUUAGUUUACUUUUGUUAUUUUUAUCUACAAGAAUCAAUCAUGGCCAUAAUCAAACUCCAAUAAUAAUAAUUACGAUAUUUCUAUCGUUUUGUUAUAAUUUAAUGUUUGAAUGUUUAAUUGCUUUGGCAAUUAUUUGUGUAUUUAUUAUUGGACUCUGCUGUUGCAUUAUAUUUUUUGGCUCAGUAGCUCAUAAUAUUGCUGUGAGGUUUCUAGCACGUGUAAUAACUUUUUCAACAACAUGGUCAGAUUGGCUGCUUGGAGGAUUAAAUCAAUUACCAUUUAUUACUACAAUUCUUGUUUUAUCUUUAAUUCCAGCAACAUGUGGAGCUUUAGCUAUGUUAAUUUCCAUUUUUCUUUAUUUUUUAAAUUUGACGAAAAUGUAUGAAGAUUAUUUAGAAGAACUUUUAAUGGCUUCAUUACAACAUUUUAAUUGGAUAAGACAAUUUAGAAGUACAAAAGAUAAUUCUAAAAAUACAAGACAAAAAAUAUUCAAUCAUCUUAUUUUUUUUAUACUUUGGUGCUUUACUGCUAUUCCAGCUGUACCAUCUGUACUUGUUUGGGCAAAAAAUUUCAGUUACAAUAUGAAACUUUCUUCGGAAGAUUCUUUAUUACUUCAAAGCUGGAUAAUUUUAGUAACAUGCAGUACAAUGGGAUGGGUGCAACUUCCUUCUAAUAAUCAUAAAAAUCGAUCUCAAAUAUUAUCCAGUAUAUUAUGUUUUUUAGGUUGGGUAGUACUUUUAAUGGGAGCAGCACCUCAUCCACCUUUUUAUCAAUAUUGUAUACCACCUAUUGUAGCAGGAACUAUUAGUAUUAUUGCAUUAAAUUUCAUUUUUUCUUAAAAUAUUAUUUAUUUAAAAUAAUACUUUAAUCUAAUCUUCCUGUCUAUAUCAGUUUCAUGUACAUCUAAAUUGUAUAUAUUGUGUUUGUAUAAAAAUAUUUAUAUUUAGAAUGUGUAUAAUAAUAUAAUAGUUAUAUUGAAAUUUAUUCCAUUAAACUUUUAGCUAUUUCGCACUUUAUGUAAACAAAUUGUGUUGUCUUACAAUCCUUACUAUUGUUUUUUUUAUCUUUAUAUCUUUAGAAGAAAAAGUGCUUAUAAAAAAUGUGCA
Messenger RNA from Apis laboriosa (Himalayan honeybee), 3104 nucleotides. RefSeq names its product GPI inositol-deacylase (gene PGAP1). Gene Ontology annotation, biological process: GPI anchor metabolic process; endoplasmic reticulum to Golgi vesicle-mediated transport. The transcript is spliced from 10 exons. The record is from RefSeq and is a predicted model, not a curated record. Bases 171 to 2837 code for a protein of 888 amino acids. Gene Ontology annotation, cellular component: endoplasmic reticulum. NCBI's taxonomy places the organism in Eukaryota, Metazoa, Arthropoda, Insecta, Hymenoptera, Apidae. Gene Ontology annotation, molecular function: phosphatidylinositol deacylase activity.